Molecule: messenger RNA, 1940 nt
Organism: Pistacia vera
Lineage: Eukaryota; Viridiplantae; Streptophyta; Magnoliopsida; Sapindales; Anacardiaceae
Product: sphingosine-1-phosphate lyase
Exons: 16
Coding region: 205-1818 (537 amino acids)
Biological process (GO): sphingolipid catabolic process; carboxylic acid metabolic process
Cellular component (GO): endoplasmic reticulum
Molecular function (GO): sphinganine-1-phosphate aldolase activity; pyridoxal phosphate binding
Source: RefSeq, a predicted model, not a curated record
UCUGUGAUGAUCUUCAAUGGAACCAAAAACAUUUAUCCAAAACAAACGCCUAAACAGACGCAACCGCGCCAAAAUAAAUAAAUAAAAACAAAAGGACGGAUCUCACACGCGAUAAAGCGAACGUUAAAACACUCGUCAAUCCAAAUCCAUCCAUUUCUAAUUUUAUUUUCUCAGAAUUGCUUGCUCAGUAUCCAACUGUUGGUAAUGGAUUUCUCAUUAUUGAUUGAUUUGAGAGCUUCUGCUAAUUCCUUCUUGUCCAAGUACGAGCCUCUCGCACUGUUUCUCACCGCUUUUCUCACUCUCUUCGUCGGGCGUGUUCUGCAAUCGUUUCUUCACGUUGUUCACGAGAAAGGAUUCAAACAAACCAUCAUAGGGUUUUCCAUGAGUACUAUCAAGUUGAUUCCUGGUGUUAAUAGUUACAUUGAAGCGGAGAAACAGAAGGUUGUGGAUAAGAUGCAGUCUGGUGUUAAAUCUAAACGAGAGGGUUGGAGGAAAGAGUUGCCCUCUGCGGGCUUAGGAGCAACGGUCAUUGAGACAAUGAAAGAGGAAAAAGCAAAAGAUGUAGUUUGGCAAGGAAAAUGUUCCGGUACAGUCUACAUUGCAGGAAGUGAAUCUGAAGGACAUUUUUCCUUGAUAAAUGAGGCAUGUUCAAUGUUUGCGCAUACCAAUCCAUUGCAUUUGGAUGUAUUCCAGAGUGUAGCCCGGUUUGAGGCAGAAGUAGUUGCAAUGACGGCUGCUCUACUGGGCAAUAAAGAAAAGGCUUCUGGAGGACAAGUAUGUGGAAACAUGACAUCAGGAGGAACUGAGAGCAUAUUAUUAGCUGUUAAAUCAUCCCGUGACUACAUGAAAAAUAAGAAGGGAAUUACAAGGCCUGAAAUGAUCAUACCUGAAUCUGCUCACUCAGCAUAUGAUAAAGCAGCGCAAUAUUUUAAUGUCAAGCUGUGGCGUGUUCCUGUUAAUAAAGAAUUUCAAGCUGAUGUCAAAGCAAUAAGACGAUACAUUAACAAAAACACCAUUUUGAUUGUUGGAUCUGCACCUGGGUUUCCUCAUGGCAUCAUCGACCCAAUUGAGGAGCUUGGCGAACUGGCUUCUAGCUAUGGUAUAUGUCUCCAUGUUGACCUCUGUCUUGGUGGCUUUGUGUUGCCUUUUGCUCGAAAACUUGGGUACCCAAUUCCACCAUUUGACUUUUCUGUUCAAGGAGUAACCUCAAUAUCAGUGGAUGUGCAUAAAUAUGGACUGGCUCCAAAAGGAACCAGUGUAGUUUUAUACAGAAAUCAUGAAAUAAGAAAGCAUCAAUUUGUUGCUGUUACUGAGUGGUCAGGUGGGCUAUAUGUGUCUCCAACCAUAGCUGGAAGCAGGCCGGGGGGUUUGAUUGCUGGGGCUUGGGCUGCAAUGAUGUCUCUUGGACAAGAAGGAUACUUGGAGAACACAAAAGCCAUAAUGGAAGUGUCAAAGAGCAUUCAGAAGGGAAUAAAGGAGAUUACUGAAUUAUCUAUAAUUGGAAGACCAGACAUGACAAUUGUGGCAUUUGGAUCUGAUGUUCUUGAUAUAUUUGAAGUGAAUGAUAUUUUGUCUUCCAAGGGCUGGCAUUUGAAUGCAUUACAGAAACCCAACAGCAUUCACAUCUGUGUUACCCUUCAACAUGUGUCAGUGGUUGACGACUUCCUCCAAGAUUUGAGAGAAUCUGUGCAAACUGUGAAAGCAAAUCCAGGUCCAAUAAGUGGUGGCCUAGCACCAAUAUAUGGUGCUGCAGGAAAGAUGCCAGAUAGAGGCAUGGUUUCGGAAUUGUUGGUAAAUUAUAUGGAUUCUACAUGCUAGUCACAUUCCAUCCUGAUUGUUCACAUACUUCUGAUUCAAUGUACUUUGAUUGAAUUUAAACUAUGUUAGAAAACUGUACUAAUAAAUGAUAUACCUACGCUUUAUCUUGAUUGUUUACUCUA